AUGGGCCCUAAUCCAUUAUACCUUCGUUCAAUCGACGGAAAGCCGGGUAUUUUGAUUGAUUUCAUCAUUGUCGGCGGAGGAAUCACAGGUUUGGCAUGUGCUCUGGGACUGAGGAGAAUUGGCCAUCGUGCCAUCGUGCUUGAGAAAAUGGUCAUUCUGCUGUACGCUGAUUCAUCCAACACUUGUUUAUGCUCGCAGUUGGGGAAUGGAGGUAGCAGGUUACCUCCCAACGCUUCCAAGAUUUUGUUUCAGUGGGGUCUCGAGGCUGCCUUACGGGAGUUUGCAGUGUCAUCUUCAGGGGUGGAAGUCAUGAGAUAUGAGACAGGUGACUCACUGGGCACUCAUCCUUGGGAAGAGGAGAUCCUCCGAGAAGCUGGUGGCGAAUACCUGUUUUGCCAUCAUGUGGACUUGUGGCAACUGUUGCUUCGGGCCGCAAAGGAAGCUGGCGUCGACGUCCGACUCGGCGCGAAUGUCACUUCAAUAGACGGAGACGAUUGUAGCGUCAGAUUGUCAGGGGGUGACGUGCUCCGUGCUGAUGUUGUCAUCUCCGCGGUUGGUAUAUCAAGUGACCUGCGGACAGUGGUGCCAGCGAAUGAUCAUUUCCCUUCUGAACAGGGAGGCGUGAACGGGUUUAUGGUUCACAUUUGGGUGUCUGACUACCCACGGUCGACUUCCAAUGAAAGCGAAUGGACUACUCAAGUCAACGAGGCAGACUGGAAAUUCCUGAUAACCACGUUUCGAAUGCACGAGCCUGUGAAAAUUGUACCUCAGUUAGAAAACUGGGUGCAUCCUAGUGGUCGUGUGCCAGUGGUUGGGGAGGCUGCUCAUCCGCUGCCGGUAUACGCAGCGGUGUUCGCCAAGUUAUUCUCGCAUCUCACGUCCGAAGACCAAAUACCUAUGUUCCUACAUGCUUUCCAGGAUCUGCGGGAGGACCGUUGCAAGCGCGAACGGGACAACAUCAUGCGCGAGCGUCAAGCGCUAGGCUUAGGCGUUCUUGGUGCUGGUGGGGGGAAAUUGCCGGAUCAAUGGGAUCAACUAAAGGAGUUAUUCGGGUACAAUGCCGAAGACGAAGCCGAUGAUUGGUGGGUCAAGUGGGGUUUGCUGAGGGAGCGCGCGAAGCAGCGGUCGAUCGAACUGGAGGAACGGAUACAUGUUCACCUUCAAGCAGUCAACAUUAGUAACGAAGAUGACGAUGGCGAGUAA
Molecule: messenger RNA, 1203 nt
Organism: Pisolithus orientalis
Lineage: Eukaryota; Fungi; Basidiomycota; Agaricomycetes; Boletales; Pisolithaceae
Exons: 9
Coding region: 1-1203 (400 amino acids)
Biological process (GO): secondary metabolite biosynthetic process
Molecular function (GO): FAD binding; monooxygenase activity
Source: RefSeq, a predicted model, not a curated record